Lagenorhynchus albirostris (white-beaked dolphin) is the source of this 4697-nucleotide messenger RNA. It is a transcript of the gene KDM4A, whose product is annotated as lysine demethylase 4A. The transcript has 23 exons. Gene Ontology annotation, biological process: chromatin remodeling. The record is from RefSeq and is a predicted model, not a curated record. Gene Ontology annotation, molecular function: histone H3K36 demethylase activity; histone H3K9 demethylase activity. Bases 327 to 3536 code for a protein of 1069 amino acids. NCBI's taxonomy places the organism in Eukaryota, Metazoa, Chordata, Mammalia, Artiodactyla, Delphinidae. Gene Ontology annotation, cellular component: nucleus.
UGUCUCCAUUACUCUAAGAGGUGGAUCAAAAAAAAUCUUGCUGUGAUUUAUGUCAAAGAGUAGGAACAAUAUUUUUUAAAGAAAGAAAUAAAUGAGGAUCAACCAGGACCUGGACUGGACUUUGACCUGUGAGGAGGUUUUGGCCCCAGAAGCUAGAAGGCCCUGGGCUUUCCAACUGACUUUGUCUGCAAGGCUGAAUUGAGGCUGGAUUCUCUUCCUAUGUACGUGGACUGACCUGGCUGCAGAAGCUCCCCCACACCCACACCCCAGUGAUCCAGGUUGAGCAGAUUCCUGCCUGACCAAAGUGACCUCAAAAAGGAGGGAAAAUGGCUUCUGAAUCUGAAACCUUGAAUCCCAGUGCUCGGAUAAUGACCUUUUACCCGACUAUGGAGGAGUUCCGGAACUUCAGUCGUUAUAUUGCCUACAUUGAAUCCCAAGGAGCUCAUCGGGCUGGGCUGGCUAAGGUUGUUCCUCCAAAGGAGUGGAAGCCACGAGCGUCCUAUGAUGAUAUUGAUGACCUGGUCAUUCCUGCCCCCAUCCAGCAGCUAGUGACUGGGCAGUCUGGCCUUUUUACUCAGUACAACAUACAGAAGAAAGCCAUGACUGUUCGAGAGUUCCGCAAGAUAGCCAAUAGCGAUAAGUACUGUACCCCACGCUAUAGUGAAUUUGAAGAGCUUGAACGGAAAUACUGGAAAAAUCUCACAUUCAAUCCCCCAAUCUAUGGUGCAGAUGUGAAUGGCACUCUCUAUGAAAAGCAUGUUGAUGAGUGGAAUAUUGGCCGCCUGAAAACAAUCCUGGACUUGGUGGAAAAGGAGAGCGGGAUCACCAUUGAGGGCGUGAACACCCCAUACCUGUACUUCGGCAUGUGGAAGACAUCCUUUGCCUGGCACACCGAAGACAUGGACCUGUACAGCAUCAAUUACCUGCACUUCGGAGAACCCAAAUCCUGGUACUCCGUCCCGCCUGAGCACGGAAAGCGGCUGGAGCGCCUGGCCAAAGGCUUUUUCCCGGGCAGUGCUCAAAGCUGUGAGGCUUUUCUCCGCCAUAAGAUGACCUUGAUUUCGCCUUUAAUGCUGAAGAAAUACGGAAUUCCCUUUGACAAGGUGACUCAGGAAGCUGGAGAAUUUAUGAUCACUUUCCCUUAUGGGUACCAUGCCGGCUUUAACCAUGGCUUCAACUGUGCUGAGUCCACUAAUUUUGCUACCCGGCGGUGGAUCGAGUAUGGCAAACAAGCUGUGCUGUGCUCCUGCAGAAAGGACAUGGUGAAGAUCUCCAUGGACGUGUUUGUGAGGAAGUUCCAGCCAGAAAGGUACAAACUCUGGAAAGCUGGGAAGGACAGCACCGUCAUCGACCACACUCUGCCCACGCCAGAAGCGGCCGAGUUUCUCAAGGAGAGUGAACUGGCCCCGAGAGCCCAGAAGGAGGAGGAGUGCCCGGAGGAGGAUGACAUGGAGGGGGUCGAGGAUGGAGAGGACGGUGACCUGAAGAGGAGCCUGGCCAAGCACCGUAUCGGGACAAAGAGGCACCGAGUUUGUCUUGAAAUCCCACAGGAGGUGAGUCAGAGCGAGCUCUUCCCCAGGGAGGAGCUGGGCUCUGGACAGUACGAUAUGGCGGAGUGCCAGGCCGCCCUUGCUCCUGUGAGGCCCACCCACAGCUCCGUGCGCCAAGUGGAGGACGGUCUCACCUUCCCAGAUUAUUCCGACUCCACCGAAGUCAAAUUUGAAGAGCUUAAAAAUGUCAAGCUGGAAGAGGAGGAGGAGGAGGAGGAGGAGGACCAGGACCAGGAAGCGGCCGCCUUGGACCUUUCUGUGAAUCCAGUUUCUUUUGGGGGUCGCCUCGUCUUCUCAGGCUCCAAAAAGAAGUCAUCUUCCAGCCUGGGCUCUGGUUCUUCACGGGAUUCUAUUUCUUCUGAUUCAGAAACCAGUGAGCCUCUGUCCUGCCGAGCCCCAGGGCAAACGGGAGUCCUCACUGUGCACAGCUACGCCAAAGGGGACGACAGGGUCACCGCAGGAGAGUCAUGCACGAGGAAGAAAGGGGGCGCCACCAGGAGCAUCAACGAGCGGGAGCUGGCCGAGGUUGCGGAUGAAUACAUGUUUUCUCUGGAGGAGAGUAAGAAGUCCAAGGGCCGUCGUCAGCCCUUAAGCAAGCUCCCCCGCCACCACCCGCUCGUGUUGCAGGAUUGCGUCAGCGAUGAUGAUGUAUCAGAACAGGGGACCCUCGAGGAGGAGGCUGAGGAGACGGAGGCCUGGGCCAAGCCCCUGAGCCAGCUGUGGCAGAACCGCCCUCCAAACUUUGAGGCCGAAAAGGAAUUCAACGAGGCCAUGGCCCAGCAGGCCCCUCAUUGCGCCGUCUGCAUGAUCUUUCAGACUUACCAUCAGGUGGAGUUCGGAAGCCUUAGUCAGAACUGCGGCAGUGCUCCAGAUUUAGCGCCCCAGAAGCAGAGGACCAAGCCACUGAUUCCAGAAAUGUGCUUCACCUCGACUGGGUGUAGCACGGACAUCAACCUGUCCACCCCUUACCUAGAGGAGGACGGCACCAGCAUCCUAGUGUCCUGCAAGAAGUGCAGCGUCCGGGUCCAUGCCAGUUGCUACGGGGUGCCCCCUGCAAAGGCUUCUGAAGACUGGAUGUGUUCUCGGUGUUCGGCCAAUGCCCUGGAAGAGGACUGCUGCUUGUGCUCAUUACGAGGAGGAGCCCUGCAGAGAGCCAAUGACGACAGGUGGGUCCAUGUCUCGUGUGCGGUGGCGAUUCUGGAAGCGAGAUUUGUCAACAUUGCAGAAAGAAGUCCAGUGGAUGUGAGCAAAAUUCCCCUGCCCCGCUUCAAACUGAAAUGUGUCUUCUGUAAGAAACGGAGGAAAAGAACUGCUGGCUGCUGUGUGCAGUGUUCUCAUGGCCGUUGCCCAACUGCCUUCCACGUGAGCUGUGCUCAGGCUGCAGGAGUGAUGAUGCAGCCAGAUGACUGGCCUUUUGUUGUCUUCAUUACCUGCUUUCGGCACAAGAUCCCUAAUUUGGAGCGUGCCAAGGGGGCCUUGCAGAGCAUCACUGCGGGCCAGAAGGUCAUUAGCAAGCACAAGAAUGGGCGCUUCUACCAGUGUGAGGUGGUAAGGCUCACCACGGAGACCUUCUAUGAAGUCAACUUUGACGACGGCUCCUUCAGUGACAAUCUCUAUCCCGAGGACAUAGUGAGUCAGGACUGUCUCCAGUUGGGUCCUCCUGCUGAAGGGGAAGUAGUCCAAGUGAGAUGGACAGACGGCCAAGUCUAUGGAGCCAAGUUUGUGGCCUCUCACCCCAUCCAGAUGUACCAGGUGGAGUUUGAGGAUGGCUCACAGCUUGUGGUUAAGAGAGAUGACGUGUACACGCUGGAUGAAGAGCUUCCCAAGAGAGUCAAGUCUAGACUGUCAGUAGCCUCAGACAUGCGCUUCAAUGAGAUUUUCACGGAGAAAGAGGUUAAGCAGGAAAAGAAACGGCAACGAGUUAUCAACUCAAGAUACCGGGAAGAUUACAUUGAGCCUGCACUAUACCGGGCCAUCAUGGAGUAGGUGCUUCCAGCGGCCAGGAGAGUCCCAGCUGCCAAGGCGAAAGCACUCUGGGGUUCCGCAGCACAGCAGACACUUGGAAUUCUGAAGUCUCUAAAAGUGAACUGUAAAAUGAAAAGGAAUGAAAUAACCGACCCCAUCAUCUUCUCACCCCACCCUCAUCGCAUUCCACUGUAAUGAAACAAUAAGCCGUACUUGGACAUGUGGCAGCAGCCGCUGAUCUCCCAGCUGAUGGGCUGAGCACUGGAACGCUGUGGCUGCAUGGGCCCCAGUCUGUAAUGGGGUCGACUGUGCUGGCUGGGCUGGUUGCCCUGUUCCUGGCCUUGGACUUAGCUUCCUAACGAUCACCUGCACCAACUAGGCAGAGGUGCUGGUGCUUGCCCCCUCCCCCUUUUUGUAUUUAUGUGUGUGUGUGUGUGUGUGUGGUGUGUGUGUGUGUGUGCGCGCGUGUGCGUGUGCGCGCGUGUGUGUGCGCGUAUGUAUGUUUGGUCUGGACCAGCUUCUGCCCGCCCCUGGCCUUUACUUUCUUCCUUGCCUAUCCAGGGCAACAAAAAUGUGAAAUUCUGCCCUCAGCUGAACUGAGUAAGGGCCCCUGGGGGUUGGCUGCAGAUGGCUGUGGCAUCCGUUUGUCUCUGGAACUGCCUCAAGAGAGUGCUGGCAAAGCUGCAGCGAUGAGAUGCUAAGGAGUUAACGCCACCUCUUUGCCUUCUCUUGAAGGAGAAGAUAGGGGUAAUCUGGGUGUGUGCCCAUAUCACUCUAGGCACAGAGCCCCUGUGGACAGUAUUAAAGGGUGUGGGUGGGGAAUACUCUGAAGGGGGAUCUAAUGAUGGAAGCAGGCAGAGCCUGGCGGAUGAGUCUGUCAACAGAAAAUUGCAAUCAUGCAGGGGCUGGGAGGGUUAAGAUGAACUGGGGCCGCUGGAGGCCAGGGGGUGGGUUUAGAUAUGCCCCCUGGUCUGGGGGUGGGAGGGAGCUGAUUUGGGAGCGGGGUGGGACUGGAGGGCAACACUGAAGGGGUUAAACAGGUUUUUGCUCCUUAUGAAUUUGUUUGCCUGGGCCCAGGGUUGGAGGGAUUCACACUUAUACCGUAUGUAUACAAGAAUCAGAUUUUAAUACUUCCCCUUUUUUUGUUACGUAUGAACGCUAUAAACCAAAUUAUUUUGAAAA